Messenger RNA from Oldenlandia corymbosa var. corymbosa, 2244 nucleotides. The record is from the annotation of a GenBank genome assembly. Lineage: Eukaryota; Viridiplantae; Streptophyta; Magnoliopsida; Gentianales; Rubiaceae.
CGGGUUUGUCUUGGAAGACCCUUUUUUAAGUUUUAAUUUCCAUAGUCCUAGACAAAACAGACACAUAUUCCUCUCUCUCACUUCUCUACUACUCUACUACAGUACUAUUAUUACUGCAUAACCGAGGCACCAAUCUAAUCAACUAAAACUGUAUCUUCCUUCCCUGCGGUAAAUAUAAAAUUCCCCCAAAACUCAAGCUUCCUUUCUCUCUUCAAAAAUAUUAAUAACCACCCCCCUUUACCCAUUUGGCCGAUUCCAUUUCUCUCUGACUUCCUUCUUCAUCAUCAUCAUCAUCCCUUCUCCAUACUUCCUUCUUAAAACCUUCCAAAACUUGCCAUUUCCUUGCUGGAAAGAUUCUUUCUUUCCUUUGAUUUCUAGUUCCAGAGAAACAAAACCGAAAAAUGGCUCUGGUGCUAGAUAACUGCGAAGGGAUAUUACUAUCUCUGGACUCCCACAAAUCAGUUCCGGCGCCAUUCUUAACCAAAACGUACCAGCUCGUGGAUGAUCCGGCCACCGACCACAUCGUUUCUUGGGGUGAAGACGACACAACUUUUGUCGUUUGGCGUCCUCCUGAGUUCGCUCGUGACCUCCUCCCUAAUUACUUCAAGCACAACAAUUUCUCCAGCUUCGUCCGCCAACUCAACACCUAUGGUUUUAGGAAAAUAGUACCGGACAGAUGGGAGUUUGCGAAUGAAUUCUUCAAGAAAGGAGAGAAACACCUUCUGUGUGAGAUCCACCGGAGGAAAACAUCUCAGCCGCAAGUAUCCAUCAACCACCACCAUCACCACCCGCUUAACAUGACCCACCCGAUUAACAACAGUCCAUCUUUUUUCCCAUACGCAAACCGGGUCAGCAUUUCUCCACCCGAUUCCGACGACAACAAUUGGUGCGACUCCCCACCCAUAUCUUCUCCGCCGGUGCAGAUUCCCAUUCCGGUGAUCACCACCACCACCGCCGCGAGCACCACGAAUUCCAUCCCGGCUUCGGCGGCGGCGGCCCACUACGGCGGCGGAACAGUCACGGCGGCGCUUUCCGAAGACAACGAGAGGCUGAGAAGGAGCAACAACAUGCUGAUGUCGGAAUUAGCCCACAUGAGGAAACUCUACAACGACAUUAUUUACUUCGUUCAGAACCACGUUAAGCCGGUUUCUCCCAGCAACAAUUAUCCAUCUUCUCUGAUCCUCUGCAACGCCGCCUCACAAGCUUCCGCUACAACCAUCACUAAUUCUUCUUCGUUGAUGCAAAAGCCCCUGAAUCAGUUUCUGGGCGGCCCAAAGCAGAGUUGCAGUAGUACUACUACUCUUCCUCAGAUGAUGAAUAUCUCCUUCAAUGGCUGCCAUACGACGUCGUCGCCGAGCAAGAACAGCAGCAGCGUUACCAUUCUUGAAGAACAGAGAGAAAGCAGUAGAACAAAGCUUUUUGGGGUGCCUUUGCCACUUCAUCAUCAUCAUCAUAAUCAGUCAAAGAAAAGGUUGCACCCUGAAUAUUCAUCAAAUUCCAUGGAGACCAACAAGGCAAGAUUUGUGAUGGAUAAGGAUGACUUAGGAUUGAAUCUUAUGCCUCCUUCUCCAUGUUAAUUUAGUAACAGAGUUUUGACUUUUCUUUUUCUCACUGAACCAAAAAAGGUCAUCUUUUUUCGUUGUUCAUGUCUUAUUAGCCUUUCUUUUUUUUUUCUUUUUUUUUUUCCUGGGUUCACUUUAAUUCUUUUUAGUAGCAUUAUGAAUUUGCUGUUUCGAAGUGUAAAUACGAAGAUUAAUUAGUACGUUCUUAGUAUUAUAUAUUAUAUUAUAUGGAGUUUCUCCCCCCAGCCAUGAAUUUAAUUAAUGCAGGUGGCUUUUUCUUGGACCAGAUGAUAUGAUGAUCAGCUUCUUCUUCUUCUAGUAAUUUCAUCUUUACAGAGUUAAGGACCAUUUUUCCCCUCAAAUUUCAGUGAUGCAUUUAUUAUAUAUAUUAGACUUUUUUUCUAUCAUUAUGAUUAUUGUCUCUUCUUCUUCUUCUUCUUCUGCUAAAUACUGCUGCUUCUUAUUGUGUUCUCGGCAUUAUUUCUCCUUUUUUUUUUCUCUCUGCCACUUUUACAUAUCUGAGCGUCUCAGUUACAUUAAUGAUACUGCACACAUGGGAUAGAUAAGUGUUUUGGAUUUUUCUCUGCGUUUUUUGGAAGAAUGCAGAUGGAGGAAGGAGGAUGUACGUUGUGGGGGGACCUGAUUUUUUCCUCAGGCUUUUUCUUUUUUCUUCUGCUUCUUU